Closterium sp. NIES-65 is the source of this 849-nucleotide messenger RNA. NCBI's taxonomy places the organism in Eukaryota, Viridiplantae, Streptophyta, Zygnematophyceae, Desmidiales, Closteriaceae. The record is from the annotation of a GenBank genome assembly.
AUGGUUCGCAAGGAGGAGAUCGAGGAGAUGGAGGAGAGGGACGACAUGAGGGUGAUGGAGCUCCCAACCGACGAGCCCAUGCUCGGCCGGAUCCCGAAACCCGCAGCGCCAAACGCGGCGAGCGCGUCGCUGCGCAUGGUGAAGUACUCGGUGCUGCUGCCGACGUUCAACGAGCGCGAGAACGUCAGCCUCGUCGUGUACAUGAUCGUCAAGGCUUUCCAGUCCAUCAAGGAGUCGUUUGAGAUCAUCGUGAUAGACGACAACAGCCCGGACGGCACGCAAGAGGUGGUGAAGAAGCUGGCCAAGCACUACGGGGAGGACACCAUUCUUCUUCGGCCAAGGCCUGGCAAGCUAGGACUAGGCACGGCAUACGUAUUUGGGCUGCAGCAUGCGCGGGGGGAGUUCGUGUUUAUCAUGGACGCGGACCUAUCGCACCACCCAAAGUACAUCCCCCAGUUCAUUCGCAAGCAGCAGGAGACAGACGCUGACAUAGUCACUGGGUCACGCUACUCCCCGGGGGGAGGCGUCGUGGGGUGGGACUUCAAGCGCAAGAUGACCAGCCGGGGAGCCAAUGUGCUCACGCACACGCUGCUCUGGCCGCGCGUGUCCGACCUCACGGGCUCGUUCCGGCUGUAUCGCAAGGAGAUUUUGGAGAAUCUGAUGGAUGUGGUGGUGUCCAAGGGCUAUGUGUUCCAGAUGGAGAUGAUUGUCCGGGCGAGUCGGGCCAGUUUGGUUAUUGAGGAGGUGCCAAUCGUUUUCGUGGAUCGGUUGUAUGGUUCUUCAAAGCUGGGAGGGACAGAGAUUGUACAGUUUGUGAAAGGCCUUCUCUGGCUCUUUGUCUACGCUUAG